AUGGCAACCAGCUUAGAAGACAGGAACCUUGGAAGAAAGCUAAGUCAUCGAGGAUCCUCGGUCAUUGUCGCAAGCGAGAUUAUACCACCACCUGUUCACUUUGAGUCAUUCAGAAUAUCCGAUGAUCAAUUGAAAACGAUCAAGAAUAAAAAAAUUCGCAAGUUUUAUGAAAGACAAAACUCAAUGAUAUCAAGAUUUAUCCAUGUUGAUAAAAUUAUCAAUUCUUUGGAAAAGGGCGAACUGUCAUUGCCGCAUAAUUACGGUAGUAUUUUAGCGGAUGAAGAGCGCGGUUUUGUUUGUGCAGCAGCAGGAGAAUCACAACCAUUGUUGUCUUCCAGCCGGUCAACAACACCCGAUGUAGAUGCUGACAAGAAGUCUCCCAUGUGGAUAGUACAUCUAGCCAUCAAUCUAUCCUUCUUUGCCAACAUUGCUUUAUUUCUUACCAAAAUUAUCCUCGCAUGGUUUUCAGGCUCGAUGGCUUUGCUCGCAUCUGCGUUUGAAAGCUUUUUAGAUAUAGUGAGCAAUGCGAUCAUCUUUUUCACUGUACGCAUCAUUCGUCAAAAAGACUAUUACUCUUAUCCGGUUGGAAAAUCAAGAAUGGAGCCAUUGGGUAUCGUUGUCUUUGCAGUUGUCAUCACAACAUCGUUCUCUCAGGUGCUUAUAACUUCUAUUGAAAAGUUAACAAGUGGUUCUGCUUCUGAGGAAAUCGACUUGAGCUUGAACGCCCUGAUUGUCCUCGGCAUUAACGUGCUCGUUAAAGCAGCUCUCUGGGUCUGGUGUGUGUCCAUCAAGGGUAGCUCUAGUGUAGAAGCAUUAGCAUAUGAUCACGAAAAUGACGUUGUCUUUACGAUCGCAAGUACACUAUUCCCACUUGUUGGCAAUUGGCUAGGUUGGAAUUGGUUAGAUCCUUUGGGCGCUAUUCUACUUUCGAUUUACAUUAUUUAUGAGUGGAUGAACGUUUUGUUAGAAAACAUAAGGCGAUUAACGGGUCAAGCAGCAAGUGCAGAUGAUAUUAAACAACUGACCUAUAUGGCUUAUCGUUUCUCAAAAAAGAUCACAGCUGUUGACACUGUCAGAGCAUAUUAUAUUGGCGAUAGGUUACUAGUAGAAAUCGACAUCAUUCUACCGCCUGAUUGCCCCCUAAGAGAGGCUCAUGAUAUUGGAGAAGCCUUACAGGAUGCAUUAGAGCUUAUGGAAAAUGUUGAAAGAGCCUUUGUUCAUCUGGAUUACAGUGCUGAACAUGAAAUUGAACACAGAAGAGUGGUUGAUGGUGUUGGAUUCAAUGUAUAA
Molecule: messenger RNA, 1290 nt
Organism: Rhizopus microsporus ATCC 52813
Lineage: Eukaryota; Fungi; Mucoromycota; Mucoromycetes; Mucorales; Rhizopodaceae
Exons: 3
Coding region: 1-1290 (429 amino acids)
Biological process (GO): transmembrane transport; monoatomic cation transport
Cellular component (GO): membrane
Molecular function (GO): monoatomic cation transmembrane transporter activity
Source: RefSeq, a predicted model, not a curated record